Molecule: messenger RNA, 14133 nt
Organism: Nilaparvata lugens (brown planthopper)
Lineage: Eukaryota; Metazoa; Arthropoda; Insecta; Hemiptera; Delphacidae
Gene: zormin
Product: titin
Exons: 45
Coding region: 370-12954 (4194 amino acids)
Biological process (GO): homophilic cell-cell adhesion; dendrite self-avoidance; axon guidance
Cellular component (GO): axon; plasma membrane
Molecular function (GO): cell-cell adhesion mediator activity
Source: RefSeq, a predicted model, not a curated record
GUAGCGUCGAGGACCAUGUCGAACUCAGUCAGUCGGCUACAGAAUGUGUAGUGGUGAAGUUGAUUGUAGAUGUGAGUGUGUUUAUCAUCUGUUUGAAAGAGAUGGUGCGUGACCGUGCCGGUAGUUUGUUGGUUGGGAAAUAACUCUUGGUAGAAACUAUUGUUGAAAUUUCCACGAAUCGCAUACAAUAAUCGACUCUCGACCGAUCGACUUUCGAUAAAUUUUUCAACUCUUGCCUCGGUUUGUGCUUGCGUGUGAGCGCGGCGUGUUGUGUGUCAGUGAUCUGAGUGAUAAGGACAGCAGCUGUCUCCCCGAUUGGAUAUUUACGACUUGACAUCAGGAUCCUGAGGAUCGUGUUUCGGGAUCAGGAUGGACAGAGGCGGCGCCGCAGCCACCCUGCAAUCAGCUGAUUUGGCAUCUUCGGGCGCCAACGGCCUUGAGUCGUCUUUCCGGCAACAGGCGGCUCAAAAAACGACAACACUCAGCACGAUUGUGGUCAACAGCGGCAGCACGCGAGUUGUUAUCGCUCUCGUUCAAACAAAAGAUUGGCUGGAACUGAAAGUACUUGAAUUAACUCCUGCGCUUACAUUACUUGGUAUCGACUUAGAAGAGGCUCUCCAGCUACAACAAGCACACAAUGAAGUCCUCCUUAGAAUACAAAGCAAGCAAAGUCCGGUGGAGGAGAUGCUGCGGAAGGCUGAUGAACUCAUUGCCAGCCAGAAGGGUGGCAGAGCCGAGGUGUAUGCAGCCAUGGCUGACUCCCUAGCGGUGGCCUGGCAAGAUGUCAACACGCAGCUGCACAGGCGAAAAACAAUAUUGGACUUCAAUGUCAGAUAUCACAGAAAUGCAACACUAUGCCUCGAACGAACCAGAGCGCUUGAGAUGAGUGUGUGCGGUGGGGCGCCUCUGCCCGUCGAGGUGUCGGCCAUCGAGGAGCUGCUGGCGAGGCUGCACCAGGCUCGGCGAGCCAUGCUCGAGUCACUCAUGCUCGCCCUGCAAGAUGGCCGCUGUCUGCUCGAUGAGCUGCAGGCCAUCGCUCAGGAAGGAACACUCGACUCGAGACCUGAUCACAUCAGGACGGCUGCAAAUUGUGCCGUCUCACAGGUGGAGCAUUGGCUUGAAAAUCUACACGACCGCAGGCGUUUAUUGGAGGUGUCUUAUAAUGAGAGGAAAAUACAGCUGGAACAGUGCUUGACGUUAGCCCUGCUGACAAUAGAUCUGAGGCAGCUGGAAGGCGUACUCGAGAAACGACAGGAAUCACUGGCCAGGAGCAGGGACGAGCUGGGAGACUCCGAAGCCAGCUCUCAGCUCCUGUUGCACGAACAUCGCAAGCUGAUGCCUCAAGCCAAAGACUUACAAGAAAAAGGAUUGAAAAUCCUGAAGGCAUCAGAAGAACUCCAAGAAUCAGGACACUUUGCCGGAGAAGAAGCAGUCGCACAAGCUUAUAAACUACUCAACAAUGCAUCUGAAUACAUUGAAGAUACUGAAACCCGUGACGAUUUACUCAUGAAAGCAAACUCUUUCUUCAGAUCUGCUCAGACGGCUAUUACCAAGCUGGAUCAAUUAGAAGUGCAGUUGAAUACAGCGGACUUUACUGCUACUCCUGCGCAGUUAGCAGCUCUCCAUGGAAAUAUUACACGUGCUAUCGAAAGUGCAACUGAAGGAGCCUUACAAGAGGGCUAUGCAUUGCUCGAAUCAGCUCCUGGAUCAGAGAGUGUCAAAAGAAAAGUUGAAGAGAUUGAAAGUCGGAAAAUACAAUUGAAUGUCAUGUGUGUUGAAAGCAGUGAACGCAGUAUCAAAACUUCCAAAGUAUUGAAUAAUUUCUUGGAAAAACAGAAUCAGCUGUACUCAUGGCUGGUCUCAACCGCGCAGUCUUUCAUUCAAGGACACCAAGACAUGGGCAGUGUACUUGCGAUGGCCAAAGACUUUCUACAGCAACAUACUAAAAUGUUGAAUGAGCUUCAGAUGAAAAUCACAGAGAUCAACGCUCUCCUGUCAACAUUGCCGUCAACACUGGAGACUCUGGAUGCUGACAGCCAGAGGGAUUGCAAGGAGAAAGCCGAGGAGUUGGUCAGGCAGAGCGAUGUGCUGAAGGAAACCCUCGAACGCAGAACAGAGCUAGCGCGCACUUAUGUCAAAUUCCACAGUCUGGCUGUUGAGCUGGCCUCCGACAUGGACGCUCUCGAUGACAUCCUCCAACCAUCCACCAUCACUGGCAAUGCCCUCAAUAGUUGCAAGCAACGUUGGCUCAACGUGCAGCAGGUUUUCCUGCAGCUAGUCAACACGGGCACCAAUUUCACCGAAGAUUCUUACAAGGUCGGGGGGGCCAGGGACCCGCAUCUGGACGUCGAGCAUGCGCGUGUGAGCGUCGCGACGCUCAUCGAGCACUUCACGACGCGCAAGAGCGCGCUGACCACGCGUCACUCGCGCUGCGAACAGGCGCUCUUCACUCGCCAACAGACUGUCUCUCUCUGGCAACAAACCAUGGCUGACGCUAAUCAGACGGUUGAUUGGGUAUCAAAGCUGGAUGCCCAGCUUUAUCCAGUGAUGAAUGAAGAAAUAACAAGCUCAUCCCAAAUGUCCAAAGACAUUGAAUUCAAAAUGAAAACAGUGCUUCCCGAAGUGAAGAAAGCGUUGACCGAAGUCCAAUCACGGAUUAGUACUGCAAAUGAUCUUAUUGGAACAGGUGAAGUACCCAACAGGGAUGACUCAGUUCUUAUAAAACUCAAAGAACUUGAAGACAAGCUACAUGUCAUGAUAUCGGACUACCAAGUACUGUUGGAGAUGUUGAUAUCUUUUUUCAAUAACCUUUCUGAGCUGGAGAAUAAAUGUACAAAACCCACUGGAGUCCUUGGUGAAACUGUAUCUAUGGAUUCAGUGGACCAGAUGAUAAAGGAUCAUGAUGCCAAUCGACAAGCACUAUCUGAGCUAUUCAGAUUCACUCACUCAGAAAGUCUGCAUAUUAUAGACAAGAUUAAAUUACAGAGAGACAACAAGGAUCGCGACAAAAGGAUAUUCAUGCAGGUUGGUUUGAAUGGAGUUGAACUCAAUGCUUUGAUUGAUGCCAGGGCAGAAUUGUCAUAUAUCCCAGAACAAGCAUCUUCGGGCAACAUAGUGAUGGAUCACAGGAAUGGGAUGAAUGACUCUGAACGGCGGGCCACAAUUCAUGCCCCAGCCACCAACACAAGUGGUAACUCCGAGAGUGAUGUGGAAAAGUUAAUAGCACCCCCCACGGUCAUGGAUGUGGACGAGACAACACCACCCCCCACUGCCAUGGAUGUGGAGGAGUCCGUGCCACCCUCAAUGGAUAUGGACAUAGGAGAGCCAAUGCAGUGUGCGACUAUCAAUGAAGUAGUCCCACCAUCCCAGGAACCCACAUCAGGUCCCUCUAGGAGGAAGGAUCCAGUGUUCUGUAACCGAGUCUCGACACCUGUUGACAAAAAAGUUGAAACACCUACCUGUUCCAAUAAGAUCAUUCUUAUUGGAACAGGUGAAGUACCCAACAGGGAUGACUCAGUUCUUAUAAAACUCAAAGAACUUGAAGACAAGCUACAUGUCAUGAUAUCGGACUACCAAGUACUAUUGGAGAUGUUGAUAUCUUUUUUCAAUAACCUUUCUGAGCUGGAGAAUAAAUGUACAAAACCCACUGGAGUCCUUGGUGAAACUGUAUCUAUGAAUUCAGUGGAGCAGAUGAUAAAGGAUCAUGAUGCCAACCGACAAGCACUAUCUGAGCUAUUCAGAUUCACUCACUCAGAAAGUCUGCAUAUUAUAGACAAGAUUAAAGUUCAGGAGCCUGAACCAGCGCGGGAGAAAGACAUCAGCACGCUGCGGCGAAUGGUGGAGGAGAAACGCAGCCUGUGGGAGCGCGCAUGGACAGAGCGCCGCUUGGAGUUGGACCAGAGUCAGCAGCUGUGUCAGUUCGAUGUCGACUUGGAGCACAUCUACAACAACAUAGAGCAGCUGCAGCAGCAGCUGAUAGCCGUGCGCGGCCAGUACGGCGAGAGCCUCGCCACCGCCAAGGCCACCUCGCUCACCUUCCUCUACUUCGAGAAGACCAUCCAGCUGCUUCAACAGCGAAUAGAGACAUUUGUUAGUGCAGCUGAAGUGAUGUCCAAAACUGACGGACAUUCCUCGAAGCACAUUCAGGUUGAAGUGUCACGUCUGAGGAAGCGAUGGGAAGAGUUCGAGAAACAAGUUUCAGAAUCUCGACGACUCAUCGAUCUCAGUAUUCAGUUUUUCACACUUGUUGAAGAAGCUGAGGAUUGGUUCCGGGAAGGAAGCCAGUUACUUGUGACAAUAGCUAGGCGCUCAGCUGUGAGCAAAACACCUGAAGACGCCACUGAAAUGCUCAACGAACUCGAAAUAUUUUUCAAACCAGGAGAAUCAAUACAAGAUGAGAGGAUUAAUAAAAUCGCUGAUUUGGCUGAGCAACUUUUUGUUGGUGAAGCAAGACCUCCGGCACAAGUUGGUCAAGUACGAGAGGAGAGUAGAGAGAUGAAAACUUCCUUCCAACAAGUUACCAAAGAAUUGAAGUCGCUCUUGGAAGGCUACAAACAGCAACAACCUGAAAAAAUGGAAAUAACGGCCAGUGAACCACCCUCAAUUAUUAAACAAGAGCAGCACACCACUACUCAUGUUACAUCUAUAGAGAAAACUUCAAUAGAGGUGAUAGAAAAUGGUAUAACUACAGUGAGAAAACAAAAAUCGCCGAGUCCACCUCCAAAGAAAGCCAAAUACCAAGAAAUAGAAGCUGCCACAUCUCCGCCACAGUUCAGUCAGCCGCUGGCAGACGCCUUCAUAAAUGAAGGAAGCAGGUUCACAUUUCAGUGCCGAGUCGAUGGAAAACCUCUUCCUUCUGUUCAAUGGCUGAAGGAUGGAAUAUCGAUUGAAAACAAUCCCGACUACGUGACGAAAUUCAGUGAAGACGGUCUGUGCUCUCUGACCAUCGAGGAGACAUUCACUGAGGACUCGGCCUCAUUCACCUGCAGAGCCGUCAACGCGGCAGGCAGCACUGAUACCACUGCCAAACUCUCAGUCAAAGAGUGUGCCCCCGAAGUGGAGAUGAUCGGACCUGUGUUCCUGCAGCCGCUGUUGUCGGUGACAGGGGUGGAGGGGGGGAGCUGCAGUAUGAGUUGCCAGGUGGCCGGCACCCCCCUCCCCACCGUGCAGUGGCUGAAGGGUGACGUGUGCAUCGACCACAGCCCCGAUCACAGCAUCACCUUCAACAAUGGCCUGGCCGUCAUGACCAUAGACCAGUUGGCCACUGCCGACCAGGCCCAGUACACGUGCAAGGCGACCAAUCAGGUGGCCAGUGACUCCUCCACUGCUUGGCUCUUCGUCAAACCCAAAGAAUCACAAGAAUCGCCCAAAUUCAUUGCUCCGCUAUCAACGAAUCUCAUGGCCAGAGCUGGACAGAAGAUCAGGCUGGAAUGUCAAGUUACUGGAAAGCCGGCUCCAACUAUUACCUGGUCAUUCAAUGGCAAACCAAUCAAGGAAUCGACAGAUCUCCAGGUCUUAGUGGAGAAUGGAAACGCAGCUCUUGUAAUAAAUGAAGCCUACCCGAAAGACGCAGGUACUUACACGGUGAAUGCAGUGAACCCAGCGGGCGAAGCCUGCCAGUCUUGCCAGGUUUCUGUCAAAGGUGUGCUGCCAACUGAAACGUCCGACUCAGAAGUGGCCAGUGACAGUGAGCCAGUCAAGCCAGCCAUUCAGCUGCAGUUGAAGGACUGCGCUGUGUUUGAGGGCAUGAAAGUCAGGCUGGACUGUGUCAUUGUCGGACAUCCUGAACCUGAGGUAAUUUGGUACCAUGAGGAACGGCCAGUGAAGGAAUCUGAAGACUUCCAGCUUCUAUUCCACGGAGAUCGAUGCUCAUUGAUCAUCCAGGAAGCCUACGUUGAGGACAGUGGAGAAUAUAAAGUGGUCGCCAUCAACUCAGCUGGAGAAGCAUCGAGCAAGUGCACAUUGACUGUUCAGAGUGUAGGAGGUGCAGACGUGAAAGGUGCCAGCAGACAGACGGUGACGACUGAGAAGAGGAAGGUGGAGAUGACGGUGAUGCCCAAGUUCAGCCAGCUGCUGACUGAUGUGAUGGUGCCAGCCGGGGAGAGUGUCACACUAGAGUGCACUGUCACAGGGCAGCCCAUGCCGGUCGUCGUCUGGUUGCACAAUAGUCGCCCCGUUGCAUUGUCUGACCGCGUCAAGUGGGAGCAAACAGCCGACGGCCACUGCACCCUGCACAUUGCCAAUGUGACCGUGGAGGACAAAGGCAACUACACAGCCCUGGUGCAGAGCAAGAUGGGUGAAGCCAAGUGUUUUGCGCACCUCAUAGUGAAGGGCUCAAUGUCCGAGCAAGAGACAGAAGCCAAGGUGAAGCAUGACGACCGCCCUGUCCUGCCAUCAUUCACCGAACUCUUCUCUGAUACAAUCGUCUGCCUUGGCGAACCCACCAAGUUCGAGUGCAUUGUGGCUGGCAAACCCACGCCCAAGGUACGUUGGCUGUUCAACGACAAACCAGUGGCAGGAAAAGACAUGCUGAUUUCAACGAGUGGGCCGCGUCAAGUUCUGUCCAUCCCUUCGGUGACAAGUGACACGGCCGGACAAAUAACUUGUGUCGCAGAGAAUGAAGCCGGCAAAGCAGCAUGCACUGCAAAACUUGCUUUAUCUGAUGCACCGAUUGACAUCCUACUGCCAACACUGGAGAACAUAAAGCUGUCGGAGACGGAGGGGGGGCUGGAGAUGCGGCGUCACGUGGUCAGUGAGUCGAGCAGCAGUCGCGUGUUCACCAGUGGUACCACCAUCACCAGCAGUGGUACCACCAUCACCAGCAGUCAUGGCGUUGAUCAGCAGCAGCCCACUGUGCAGAUUCAGUCGCUGUCCUCCCGCUCUGAAGUGGCCUCGCACAAGAUUGGCGAUCAACCCGCUGUACAGGUUGAGCGUCAUGAGACAAUGGAGUAUCAGCAGAAAGAUGGAUUAGUUAGUGAACAGAAGACGGAACUGAAGAGCAAAUCCAUCGGGGGAGUGACCAGCCUCGAUAAAAGUUCCUCCACCUCCGCCAUACAACCUGUCAAGAGGAAACUCAUUCCGCCCAAGUUUUCGACACUAGUCAUGGGCAAAAUCGUUGAUCAAGGAGUAGAUGUUUCAUUGGAAGGCAUUGUAGAUGGUUUCCCACAACCUGAUGUCAAGUGGUUGAGGAAUGGAGAGGAGUUACAUUCUGGAGCUAAUCUUAAUAUCUCUCAAGAUCUGAACCGAGUUAAAUUGACAAUUUGCAGUGUAUCUGCAUCAGAUGCUGGUAAAUACACAUGCACCGCUUCCAAUUCCGCAGGCUCAGCUUCAUGUACAGCUGACUUGGUCGUGAAGAAGACUGUAUUCCCGCCCGUGAUGGGACGCAGACUGCAAGCUUCGGCGCGGACGGUUGGCGAACGAAUCGUGAUGGAAAUUGAGGUGACCGGAACUCCCGACCCGGAAGUGAAGUGGUACAAGGAUGGUCAGCAGAUUCCUGCCUCAUCUUCCAUGUUCGAGUUGAGACACUAUGGCAACUGUCAUGCCCUUGUUAUUGAAAAAGCGACACAAAGUCAUUCUGGAAAGUACACGGCUUGUGCAGUGAAUAGUGCAGGCGAAUCAAAGAGCACGGCCGACCUAUUAGUGCAGCAGCCUCAGCUGCCAAUGGACAUCAUUGAACAGACCACAACCAACAUCACCUCCUCUCAUCAGGUUAUCCACCAUCCACAACCCAUGAAAUCUAUUGAAAAUAUCACUUCUUCUGAAUCGCUACACAAGGACUCGCACAAAGAACUAUUUGAAAAGAGCUUGCAGACAUCAAAUGGAUCAGCAAAGGAGAUUCGCCUGGGAGAUACAGUCAGUGUGAUAGAGACAGUGAAAACAGACAAACAAGUCUCUUUGAAGCUGUCACAUUCAUCAGCAGCCUCUUCUUGGUCUGAUGAGAAGUUAGAGUUCUCGUCAUAUGGAAAGAAAACUCCAAUUCCUAUCAUUGAAUCUCCUCUUCCUUUCCAUCCUCCUACACCUUACAUCAAAGAGGAAAUAACCACAAUAACACCUGAAAUGCAACAGGUGCACCCAACUGAACAAGAAACAGUCAGUGGAGACAUGUCCACUAUUGAGGAAUCUCACAUUGCCAAGAAAGAUGCUCUGAACUUUUUCAAGAAUAUUAUAAGUGAAAAUCGAAUGGAAGAACAGAAACUACAUCAGCAAAUGUCGAAGAGCACUGUUAGUAAUGAGCCAAGACCUUUAUUCAAAGAACCACUCUUCAAUCAAGAAUAUUCAAGAACUGAACAGUCUUCUAUCAAAUCUGAGCAGUCCAUAAUUCAGCAGCAAAUCGAUCAGCCAGAUUCGUUGUUCGACCUUGAGCCAGGUCCUCCUCCAGAAAUGGGGUUCAUACCCAAAACACCAACUACCACAUUGAAAAAGGAAGAUGUCUUUGAAAGAGUCAAGAAGCUAGAAGAAUCGCAUAGAACACUUGCAGAUGAAGAAAUUCCAACUGGUGCAGUGAAGAUUUUCCCAUCAUCAGGCAAGUCUGAACCUUCAGUCUCUGCUAUAUCUUCAUCCAUUCCAACCACUGUGCAAGCUGCAGCUGCUUUCACUCCAUCUCUAUUCAUGCCGCAAAACUAUGAUACACAAUUUCAAGAAAAAUCUGUUGCUUCAAGUAAAACAGAAGUUUUUGAAGAAGUCAUUGUUCCAGAGAAAGUAGAACCUGCAGGAUCUGAUGAGAAAACAGUUUUAAAAAAAAGUCAUUUUUUAGAAAACUCUUCAAAUUUUGAAUCUUCACUGAGUCCAGUAUUCAGACCUCAAGCGGACAUCAGUGUGAGGCCACAGUCCCCUAGGCCAUCAGCAGAGGCAGUUUCAAUGGAGAAGCUAUGGACAUCACGCCAAAAGGAGACCGUUGAAAUAUCACAAUCUUCACAAGGAGUAUGGAAACCAGCAACCCCAGAGCCAGUCCAACAGCCGACAUGGAAACCUCCCCCUCCUGUUAUGACAGAGCAACCAACUUUCAAAACCCCAGAGCCAGUUCAGCAACCAACAUGGAAACCUCCCCCUCCUGUUAUGACAGAGCAACCAACUUUCAAAACCCCAGAGCCAGUCCAACAACCAACAUGGAAACCUUCACCUCCCAUUGUGACAGAGCAGCCUCCUUUCAAACCCCCUACACCUGAGCCUGUGAAAGAACCUCUAUGGAAACAUGUGCAACCUCCCGAACAGCCAGUUUGGAAACCUGUUGCUCCACCAGCUUCCCCACAACCAGUUAUAAAGCCAAUCCCCAAACCUGUAGAAAAGCCUGCUUGGCAACCGCCACCUCCUCAGAUCGAGUCAACCCUCCCUCCAUGGCAAUCUGCUCCUCCAGAACCUCAUCUUAGAUCAUCCUCCCCAUUGCCCUCAGCUGACGCUGUAGCAAUGGAAAAACUUUGGUCUCAUAAGCAUUCUGAAUCGUCAUUAAAAACUGUAUGGCCUCCUCCUCUUCCUACUGAUCUCAAGCAACAGGCUCCAUGGGUUGAGAAAAUAAAAACCGACCUGCCGAUGCCAGUGUCUGAAGUUCAAACAAUAAAUUUUGAGAAAGAACAGAAAUCUUCGAGUCAUACAUCAUUCACAGAGAAAGUUUCAAAAGAAACUAAAUCAUUUAGUUCACAAUUCAAAAGUCAAGAAUUUUCCAGCAAUGUCAGUCACACUCCGUCAUUUAUUCCUCAGAAACCAUUGCCACCACCACCAGCAGUGGAUGCCCCAAAGAUCAUUUAUGUAGCUGAGGCUCAUGCUUCUCAUUCCUUGAAUCUACCAUCACAACAAAUCAGCAAUGUAUCAGAAAUAUCCUCCAGUUCAAUAUCAAAGUCUGAAUACAGUGAAACUAUUCAAAAUGUGUCUAAUGUUGUAGAAGAGAGAACACUGAAACCCUCAGAAGCCAAAGCUCUAUGGGACUCAACUCCCAAAAAUCAAGAUAGCUAUGUUCCACCUCCCAAAAAAGUCCAACCAAAAGAAACAAAACCAUUCAGACCUUAUUCCGCUCACGAGUUGAACUUUGAUGACCUUCAUUUGGAGCCAGGCCCACCUCCUGAAAUGGGCUUUGCUCAGCCACCAGCACUCGAUAGGAGGCUAUCACAAAUAGAACUGAUAGAGCAGGACUUGGAAAAAGACUUGGAGAAGGAACCUUCUAGACAGUUGGUUGGUGCAGUCAGAAUUAUUCCUCCCCCAAAGAAAGAAGCAUCAGUCGAGCGCAGCACUGCUGCCAGUACAAUUCAACAAACCAACAUUUCAAAGCAAAGUAAAAGAGUAGAGUUCAAAAGGUCAACUUCUCUGGAUAAAGACAGUAAGUUGUUGGAUCUAGAGCCUUUCCCAUUUAAGCCAGAGCCUGAAAAACCAAGACCAAAAGUGUUUGGAAAGGUUCCAAAGCCAUCUAAAUUUGUGAAAAAGAGUUUCACUGAAAGCGAUUAUGAAAGUGAUGUGGAAAGGGCUCGAAUUCCACCAAUCUGGACACCGUAUGAAAGUGAUUCUGAAGGACCAACCUACCGCAAAGUGAGACCGAAUUUGACAAAGAUGCAGCCGAAACGGCCGCACUCUGUGGCCGCGGUUGGCGAUGUUGCACCGCCCUCUCACUUCGAGAAGCCUCAACCUCUGUUAGGCCCCUCCACGCCGACACUGCCUACUGCUCUCAAUAAACAACAACUAUCAGAAAGUAAGUUCCAAGAAACCAAAGUCGAUAUCCAAAGUAAGAACACAAUUGUAAGACAGUUCCAGUCGUCCUCUGUAGAGAAGUCAUCCUGCACGUCAUCAACUCUUCCUGUAGCUUCAGAACCCAGUAGAUCACCCGAAGUAGAAAAGCCAAAACAAGAAUCUCCAAAGACCAAGCAGAAAGUUUUGAAAGUGGCUGCUCCUGAAAGUGGCUACAUGGCAGAUACUGAUGAGCCGAGGAACUCGCUCUCCCAAAUGUCUUCAACGUUCUCCAGCAGUCAGUCCCAAACUCACUCCCAACAGACCAUUUCCAGUAUCAUCAAACCUUCGACUCAAAAACAGUCUUUGUGGAAACCGUCUGUUCCUCCCUCCAUGAGUGCUGCUGUAAACCAGGAGUCAGUAAGCAGUCAAGUAGUGGAACAGACUAAGCUGUUAGUGAGCCAACAACAGCAGCAGCAGCGACCAGCCAAGCGAAGUGUAGGACCUCCACCUUGCAGUCCGUCAAAGUUCGUCAAAGGCGAAUUCCGAGAGAGUGACUACGAGAGUGACUACGAAGGACGAAUACCAGUCAAAUGGCGACCGUCACAGAAUACUCCCGAUGUUGAGAAUAGAGAAUUCAAACCAGUCCAUCCCGUGCUACAAGUUUCAAAACGGCUGGGUUCGAAUAGAGAUGGAAGAUCACCGACACCGCCGUCAGCCUUCGAUGUACCUCCACAGACCAACUCCUUCACAAGAACCAAAGACAUUUUCGAAAACUCCCAAUUAGUGAAACCGAAAGCAUUGACCGCAGUUACGGUAGCAGGUUUCCCAUUGAAACCCGGGUCACCGCCGAAAAUGGAUUAUGCUGCACCCUCUCCCUCCUACUACAAAAUCCCGACUGGCAGUGUAGGCCUGGAAACGUCAAACACGAUGAGCUUUGCCGAAGCGACCGAGUCCAGUAAGCGUGUUGUGAGCAUGCAGCAAACAACGCGUGUCAUCAAAUUCGACGACAAAAAGACUAAACGAUCGUCGCAGGUGAUUAGGCCUGUGACCAGUGAUGUGGAAAGUGACUACGAGUCGAGCAAAGUGAAGACUAGCUGGCCGCCGGAGAAUCCUCUGCAGUUUGAGGCGGAACAGAAGCGACUGCAGCGAGUGGAGGAGAUGAGGAGGAGAUUCAGUGAUAAGACGUCCACUCCUCCCCUUCUCACCCCUGGCGAGCCGCCUCAGUACGGAUUCAUCGAGCCUGUCACAACCGUGGGGCAGUCCACCGUUGAUGCCUCAAGCAUAGCAAAUAAGCACAUGAAUGAAAUGUCUCACUCGUUCAAAUCCAAAGCUCAAAAGUUUGCUUCCGAUGUGAUGACUGAUGUUCAAGUGACUAAACACGGCAAGACAGAGAACUCACUGCAAAACACAUCUACAGACAAGACAGACGACAGUCAAGCUUACAGAGAAGAAUCAAGGCUAUCAGAAUACGGUAAGAAACAUAUAGACCCAGACACAGGACUCAUCUAUUUCAAAUACGAUUUCGGAUAUGAGUUUGGCGUGGUGAUGCCUGGUGAGGGAAAACAGGGCAGCACAGACAAAGGCUCGGUAGCCACCAGAAUGAAGCCAGAGAGCACAGAAGGCAGUGUCCCGGUUCCUGUGAUCCACGAAACAACCAGAAAAGCAAUUACAUCGGACUCGUCUGCCAAGCGGCUGGCGGCUAAGAGUGUCAAAUGGGAACAAACCUCGGAAAGCGAGUUGUCCGAUACGGGCUUCGAUGUGGCAAGGAGAAAAAAACAGCCGCCUCAUCCUCAGUUUGAGCCUCAUAUUCUCAUUCCACAUACACCCAGUCCACAGUCACUGUCGCCUAGCCUCCACUCUCUGUCUCCAUACUUCACACAUGGAAAUGAUUUAGCAGUAUCGCCUGGUAGCUCGUUAGCUAGUGGAUUGAGCCCUGGAGGAGUGAAUGCUGGAGCCUCCCCCGUAGUCAAUCCGAGCACCGUACCGGAACACGCUCGUAAGGCUCCACUCUUUAUCACUCCUCUCCGUAACAUAGCAGUAUUAACUGGGAAUGCGGCUCGCUUCGAAUGCAUAGUGCAAGCUGAGCCGGCACCGAACAUCCUGUGGGCGCACGACGGCAGAAUCCUGCAGCCAUCCGACAUGCACAACAUCGAGUUCCGCAAUGGCGUUUGCCGUCUGACUAUGCCCAAAGCUGAACUCAGUGAUGGUGGAACGUAUACGUGCACUGCUACCAACCUGCUAGGCACUUCCGGCACGACUGCCUCGUUACAAGUAUCAGGUGAGCGACGCUCUCUUCUUGUCUAAGCGAUCACUUACUUGUCUUCCACGCACGUCGAGUCAGCUCAAUUUAUGCCUUCUAAUUGGUCGAUAAACUGCCAUCUGUAAACGUUAACGCACAUUUUUCGAACGAUUAUCGAACUUCUUAGUUUUAUACAAAUUGAUAAUGUGGAGUUGGUUUAAAAAGCUAUCACUAUUGGAAUUAUAUUUCUUAUUUUUACAGUAAUGGUUUGAAAGGAAGAAGGUUGAAAAGAGUAACUGAUGUUGACAAUAAUGUUUUGGAUCGAGUUUAAAACUAGUCUUAUUUCAUUCAUAAAUCGUCAAAAUGUUUUAUUUCACACUUUGUCACAGAAAUCAAACUCUUCUCCAAGUGACUGUUCAUUCACUGCCUAGUGUUUCUUAUAAUCUGAAUGUAUGAUUUAGUAUUAUAAUAUUUUCGUCAAGUACUCAUAAUUAUUUGAAUUUAUUGGACUCGUAAAGUUGGAAUUCUUUUAUCUUACUGAAAAGACCUAUUCUAAUUUCUCUGGUUCUGGAAACUGUAUGCUCUAUCUAUACGUGAAUGGCUUCUUUAUGAUAUAAAAUUGCAAACAUUUUAAUCUUUUAUCUAUGUUUCAAGUUCAUUCUUUCUUAUUGAAAUGAACUUUUCUGUAGUACUUAUCCUAUCCAACAAACAAAUUACUUCUCCCAGUUAUAAUAUUCUUAUUUCUGGAGAGUAAUUUUUGUUCUUAUUAUACGAAAUGAUUUUGUAGCAUGUUGAAGUUAAUUAUAAUCGUCCUACAUCUUUACUCCUUCACCAUUAAUUAUUCAAGAAACUCCUAGAAUUUUAAACUAUGUCUCUGUAUUUUUCUUUCUUAAACUCUGUAAUUAGAUCUAGAAUAAAAUUGAACCUCUUCAAGUAGUUUAGCUCUACUAAUUGUGCAAUACAAACUAUCUCUUAUUAAUUGUGGUGAUGGUUUAGUGGACUGCUGUUGAAAAAGUUCAGAACAGAAUUUUUCCAAUAAAGGUAAAUUGGUAUUAUCUGGUAAAUGUAAUUAAUACAGUAAUGUAAUCACUGGUGCUUUCUCUGUUAUGUAUGUUGGCUUUCAUUUAUAUCCACAUUUAAAAUAUAUCUGCUCUCAUUAUAAUUGUAUGUGAAUAUUUAUAUCUUUUGUUGUUGAUGGUAUGGUAGUUGUUGGUUGUGGAUUAAAUAAAAUGUAUUCUACUUUU